Messenger RNA from Uloborus diversus, 1153 nucleotides. Its product is annotated as elongation of very long chain fatty acids protein 1-like. The record is from RefSeq and is a predicted model, not a curated record. Gene Ontology annotation, molecular function: fatty acid elongase activity. Gene Ontology annotation, cellular component: endoplasmic reticulum membrane. Gene Ontology annotation, biological process: very long-chain fatty acid biosynthetic process; fatty acid elongation, saturated fatty acid; sphingolipid biosynthetic process. Bases 166 to 1038 code for a protein of 290 amino acids. NCBI's taxonomy places the organism in Eukaryota, Metazoa, Arthropoda, Arachnida, Araneae, Uloboridae. The transcript is spliced from 8 exons.
AUUUACUAAUGCAUCCAUAAAUGAGGAAGUCUCCUUCUUUAGGAAGAAUAUCCCAUCCUUUUCGGUGGAAUACAAUUUUAUGAGCUCUUUUCAAAGGUCGCCGGCAAAGAAAUAGCACCUGCAAGAACGCUUCAUCCCUUGACGUCAUCUUCAAGCCUUACAGCUAUGGAAGAUGCGAUGAAAAAUGUUGCACCGAAAACAAUCUUGCAUUCCUUAGCAGAUGCUUAUUAUGAGACUUUAAUCGAAAAAACAGAUCCAGUUGUGAAGAACUGGCCGUUAGUGAACAGAGAUGGUCUCAAUUUAAUUAUCAUCUUGAGCUACGUCAUCUUCGUCAACUACCUGGGCCCCGGCCUGAUGAAAUACCGCAGACCAAUGGACCUUAGGUGGCUAAUGGUGCCUUACAACAUUGCCCUGGUUAUAGUCAAUUUCUACAUAUUCUACGGAUAUGCAAAAAUUAGGUGGUCAGGAGAAGCAUCGACAAGUUGCACAACUUUAGCAGUUGAUCAAAGUCCGGUUACUUAUAGACUAGCUGAAAUCACUUGGUGGUUUUACAUAACAAAAUACAUAGAGCUGAUGGAUACGGUGUUUUUCGUUUUGCGGAAAAAAGACCGACAACUGUCUCGCUUACAUUUGAUCCAUCACAGUACUGUUCCCUUGAUUAUAUGGGGAAUGCUUAGGUUUGAACCAGGUGGUUACAAUUCCUUUUUCCCAUUAGCCAAUUCAUUUGUUCAUUGUGUUAUGUACACCUACUAUGGUAUUUCGGCACUAGGUGAUGAUGUAACAGUUCACCUCAAAUUCAAGAAAUAUGUUACCAUGACACAAAUGAUUCAAUUCAUCCUCGUCUUGUGCUACUUCUUCAGUCGACCUUUCUUCGCCUGCAACUAUACAAAAUUGUCCGGUGGAGUCAACAUCUUCAUCGCAGGGUUUUUCUUCAUUCUAUUCACUAACUUCUAUUGGAAUGAAUAUUGUAAAAAGUGUGAAGAAACUGCUCAGAUGGAAGCAUCCACGUCCAAUGGAAUGAAAUGUAAAAAGAUAUGAACAUAGAAAAAAUAUUAAUGUAAUUUUAAAGGUGUUUAGAGUAUUACUAUCUUUUCAGAGAUGUAGUGUUUAUGUAUACAUACAUAUGUUAAGUAAAUAAAUUGUUAAAAAAGGA